Molecule: messenger RNA, 486 nt
Organism: Phytophthora nicotianae INRA-310
Lineage: Eukaryota; Oomycota; Peronosporomycetes; Peronosporales; Peronosporaceae
Exons: 1
Coding region: 1-486 (161 amino acids)
Source: RefSeq, a predicted model, not a curated record
AUGGCAAAGACGCAACGAGCUCUUCGAAACGACAAGACAACAGUUCAACCGAAGGGUGGAACUCUCAACGAAGAGCAGGAGGAGAGAGCACCCUUAUCCCUCCCAAAGCUCAGCAAGUUGUUUCAGCGGAACGCGAAGAGUAUGCCAAACUUACCAGUACAAAGAAAUCCAACGCCCGUGGAGGAGCUAAAGCGCCUGAAGAAUAAUCCGGCUGUUCUGAAGGAGAUCAAGAGUGUGAAAGAAAACCCUGAGAUGAUGAAGAGAGUCAAUAGUCUGAGAAACGACCCCAAGUUCAUCAAGUCUUUGGAAAAGCCUCCCUCGCUAAAACCCAUUAAAGAGGCACAAACGUAUCUAUCAAGAGGCCUAAGCGAAGAGGUUUCUGAGAAACUGUCGGUAUAUUUGUUCUUUUUCGGAUUUUUUGGAUUUGUUGGAGCUUUUUUCGGGGCGUAUUUCCUACUCAAUAAAAUAAAUCCGCCGGACGAGUAA